CAUCUGCACUGAAAACUUUACAUAUGACAACUUGUCAUCCGACAGCAAAAAAAGUAGUAAAAGGUGGAUUCAUGCAUUUUUCCGAAUCUUUGCAACCUGUUACCAUAGCCGUCAUUGUACGGUCAGCGUGUCUUCUGUGGUUACUCUACGACGGAGCUACUCCAAGAUGA
Molecule: messenger RNA, 170 nt
Organism: Loa loa (African eye worm)
Lineage: Eukaryota; Metazoa; Nematoda; Chromadorea; Rhabditida; Onchocercidae
Exons: 1
Source: RefSeq, a predicted model, not a curated record